Messenger RNA from Bacidia gigantensis, 429 nucleotides. RefSeq lists its product as uncharacterized. Gene Ontology annotation, biological process: maturation of SSU-rRNA from tricistronic rRNA transcript (SSU-rRNA, 5.8S rRNA, LSU-rRNA). The record is from RefSeq and is a predicted model, not a curated record. NCBI's taxonomy places the organism in Eukaryota, Fungi, Ascomycota, Lecanoromycetes, Lecanorales, Ramalinaceae. The transcript has 2 exons. Gene Ontology annotation, cellular component: nucleus. Bases 1 to 429 code for a protein of 142 amino acids.
AUGGCGGAGACGCCUGAUGCUGACGUCGAGUACUUGGAGGAAUUCCUCGCUAGGGCGGUCAAUGAUAAUUUUGACGUUCAUUUCGACGAUGGAUCAACAACGGAAGUAGCAUCAAGAAUUAGAGGUUUGAGGAAGAUGACGUUAGAAGGGGACUUCAAAUUGGUGGACGACAUGUAUGCCAAAUGGCAAGAAAAGCAGGCAACAGGUGGAGAAAAGAAAAUAUUGGCGAAGCAAGUGGAGGGCAAUGAAGACGAAGACACAGAUUGGGACAGUGAAGACAUGGAAGAUGAAGAUGACGCGAACAUGGAGGAUGCGCCACAACUCGUCAAAACCCCUAAGGAAAGAAUCAUGCCGAAGGUCGACGAGGAAGGCUUCACAGAAAUUAUAGGGAAGAAGAGAAGAGGAGAGCUGGCUAUUGAGGACCAUUGA